This is a messenger RNA of Ictalurus furcatus (blue catfish), 3142 nucleotides long. It is a transcript of the gene fsip1, whose product is annotated as fibrous sheath interacting protein 1. The record is from RefSeq and is a predicted model, not a curated record. The coding region runs from base 609 to 2039 and encodes 476 amino acids. Lineage: Eukaryota; Metazoa; Chordata; Actinopteri; Siluriformes; Ictaluridae. The transcript is spliced from 12 exons.
AUCUACAAUCCUUUCUAAAUGAAAGAAAAGUGCUAUUUCCUCAUAUUGGUCUAAUUCAAUUAAAUUUCAUUUAUAUAGUGCUUUUAACAAUAAAGCACUAAGCACAACGCAACUUUACUGAAAUCCAGUUAAAGUUUUAGAUCCCUAAUGAGCAAGCCAAAGGCAACAGCUGCAUAGAAAAACUCCCUGACACAACAUAAGGACAAAACCUUGAGAGGAACCAGACUCAAAAGGGAACCCAUCCUCUUCUGAGUGACACAAUAUAGUGUGAUUAUAAAUCAAUACUCUGCCACAACUUUAUGCCAUAUUGCUAAAGAAUACUGAGUGCACUGAAAAGCUGUUCAUUAUGAGUGUUUUAUGAUUACUAGAGUUUUUUUUCGUUUUGUUUGUUUGUUUGUUUUAAAUCUACAGUACCCAUGUGAAGUUAUUCACUCAUGAAUGGGUGAGAUUUCGGUAUAAACAGUUCUUGGUACGUGCAAUCUAUAGGGUAUCCACACUGGACCAUCCACAGCAAUCUUUGGGUGUCCAUGUGGUGCAAUCCACAGGAAUCUCACAGCAAUCUUUAGAGUAUCAAUGGGGCCAUCCUCAGCAGCAGCAAAAGAUAAAACAUGGACAUUACAAAGGGCAGUCUGGAUGACAUCUCUCGACCAGCUUCAAAUGAACGCUCUUGGCCUGGGAGUCGAGUGUCCAGUGUGAUCCUCUCAGAGGGCCUGAGAAUGAAUCAGGACAAGAUUGGGGCCCUAGAGGUCCUCAGCUCUGAGCUCACCGAAACUCAGAAUCGACAGAACAUAGAGGAGAAUAACUUGGACUGCCCAUCAGAAAACAGGGCCCCUGACCAAGGGAUUCUAUGCUUUACUGAUGAUGAGGUGAAUAAAGAUCCAGAGUUGCAGAAAGCCAUCAUGGAAAUGAAAGAACUGGAUAGAAUACUGGCUACCACAAUCUCCAAAGAAAAAGAAGUCAAAAAGCAAAGCAGAGAGCUCCAUCAGAGACUCUGGAAGGAACUAAAGGAUCACAACCCUGAAAGGAGUUCAGAGUGCACUGAUGAAGCAGAAAAUACCAGGUUGUUCCUAGCACUUACCUCCAGCACCUCCAAGGAUUGCAGUGAAGAGGAUUAUGUACCUUUAUUUGGGACCCAAGUCCCAGAUCAAGAGAAUGACCGAAGCUGCAGACCUGGAAAUAAAGUUUCUGGGUCGGAGGACGGUGAGCAUGGCAAGUCUUCAAACUCUGUUGAAGUAUGUCCUGAAGUCAAGCAGACAGAAAGCAGGCAGAGUGUGAUGGGCAAGACCAAGCAUGGACAAGAUUUCAUAAAGAAAAACAUCGAGCUAGCCAGUAGUGCAAGAAGCUUGGGGCCAAUGACCCAGGAAGAGAAAGAACGAUUAGAGGAGCUCCUCAAGGACAUAGAUGAUGAAGAUACUUAUAUUGAUCCAACUGCCGAACCAGAGACAGACUUUUCCCUGUGCUCUGUUCCCCCAACACUGGAUGAGGAUUACACACCCUAUGCAGCUGAAUUUGACCAACUCUUUCACAUCGAUGCCAAACUGCAGCAGCUUCUUCCUUUUCAGGAAUUUCUGUCUGUGCGAGGCCCCUAUCGUUACCGCUGCUUUUCUCAGGACAAAAAGGCUACAGAACUGGGCGAGAGGGUCCUGCGGGAUAUGAAGGAGUCAAGAGAGCAGGAGGAGUGUCCAGAUGAAAUCCAGCAGCAGCUGCAGCUCCUCACACAGAGACAACACCCAGAUAUGUAUCAGGACCCCUGUCUUCCAAACAGAUCCACUUUCAACUCUUCAGUCCACAGAACAUUCUCCCAAAAGAGUUUGAAUGAAGAGCAGAUGAAGAGCUUGCUGGUGGAAUGUGAGAUGGUCUUGAACAGAAGUUCUGAUUCAGGUACAGAAGGUUUCUCAGUCCCCAAACCCUAUUGUGCUGUAGAAGGUCAGAUAAUGUCUCUGCUGGCCAGCUCACCCCGUCUAUCCAGUUCUGCUCUCUCAGAGUUGCUGCAGGAAACUUGUGAAACUCCAACCAUUCCUGUAAACCAAGAGCUGUGAACACAGCAACAAGAAGCACAGGUGAAGCUGCAGUCCUAAUGAGAAAUGAGAAAGAAGCUAGCAUCAGUGUGGUAAAUAGUAGCAAAAAUAAUAUAGAGGCUGUAGGGCCCAGAAUAUGUUUUUUAUAUAACAGAACGAUACUGUUGUAAUGUGUUUUUAUAAUAUUUCAUAAUACAUGCAAAAUAUUACAAAAUACAUGGCAUUAAUUUUUAUUUAAGUACCUUACAUUGAUAAAGUUCAACUGAACAUCUUCCUCUUAACAUCUUAGGGAGUUUUUCCUUGCCACCGUGGCCUCCGGCUUGCUCAAUUGGGAUAAAUUCGCACAUUUAAAAUCUGUAUACUGUGUUUAUAUGUUUCUGUAAAGCUGCUUUGAGACAAUGUCUAUUGUAAAAAGCACUAUACAAAUAAAAUUGAAUUGGAAAAAAAAAAUAUUACUGAAAAAAGUCAUUUAUUAGUUUGAUUUAUGGGGACAUUCCAGGCAUGUUUGCCCUUAAGUGCUGAAUUCAUUCUGUCUUCUGUUGCUUUCCAUUUUUUAUUUUUUAAUCCUGGGCUAUGUUUUCAUUUAGAGGAGUCCAGUAGUUGGUGUGUAUUGUGUGUGUGCACUGACCUGAAUGUUUAAAAAAAAAAGUGAUCUCAGUGACUUUGACCGUGACAUGGUUUUUAGUGCUUGAAGGGCUGGUUUGAGAUUUCAAUAACAGCUGAUCUCCUGGGGUUUUCACAGGCAACAGUCUCUAGAGUUUACACAGAAUGGUGUGAAAAACAAAAAAAUACCUAGUGAGUGACAGUUAUGUGGGCAGCGACACCUUGUUGGUAAGAGAGGUCAGAUGAGAAUGGCCAGACAGUCAUCGAGUUUAGGGAGAUUUUUGGGCUAAAUAGAAUAUAAAUUGUUGUGCACUGUGGCAAUGUUUGAUGGGAUUAGAGUAUAGCUGUUAAAACAGCAAUAAUCACAAAGUCAAUGUGUUUGAUCCUGAUUUUAGAUCAUAUAUUUAUGAGCACACAUUGAGGAGAAAAAUAAAAUUAUCGUUAUUUUCUUAGCUGCAUGAUUGACACCUUGAAUAGAAUCAUUUUUGGUCACUCCAUUGGCUAAAACUCAGACAACAGUU